This is a messenger RNA of Linum trigynum, 1848 nucleotides long. Lineage: Eukaryota; Viridiplantae; Streptophyta; Magnoliopsida; Malpighiales; Linaceae. The record is from the annotation of a GenBank genome assembly.
ACGAACAAAGGGAGACAGGGGAGAAUACCAAAUAUGGAGUGCCCAAGAAAAGAACCAGCUUCUCCCAAAUAGAAAAGAAUCUGCAGCAGCUACCACGUGAAGAGUAGCAAAUAGAGAACUAGCGGCCGCAAAAGGAGAACCCGCAGAGAAGAAGCAGAGACGAAUCCAAACAGCAGCAGAAUCCAGACAGCAGCAGAACAAAGCCGUAAACAGCAGCAGAACAGGGCCAAAAAUCCACAAGCCCAAGUCACGACAGCUGUGAAUUUCGACCUGAAGAGUAGACUCGAAGAGAACCCAAAUCACCAAUGCUAAACACGAAGAACCUCGUGAGGCUCUGAUACCAUGUCAAUCUAUCUCGAAUCAAUGAACAUAAUCAUAAAAGACACAGGAUUUAACGUUGUUCGGCCUUUCAGAAAGGCUUUACUCCACGGUGGCAAAUAGGGUUCUUUGAUUAGUUGAUCAGCCAUUAAGCCAAAGAGAGGCUUAAAUAGGCUGCAGAAUACGCAGGGGCUUCACCACAAAACCCCAACAUAUAUCCUCCUCAGUCCACAAUCAAAAACUAUUCACAUCUUUAGUCCUCUAAUUUUACAUAUUCCAACAGAAACAACCCUCCCGGUCCCUUGGCAAAGAAGGUGUUGUGGCUCUUCCCACGGCUGGCUCGCUUUCUUGGAAGAAGAAGAAGACCGCGUCACCCUCUACAACCCCUUCACCCAAGCUCGAAUCUCCCUCCCAACCAUCAGCGGGACGAGCCACCUCCGCGACGAAGCCGACGACCACUUCCGCCUGUAUACCAACUUCGCCAAGAAAAUCGUCCUCUCCGCCGACCCUUCAACCCACGGCCACGACUACGUCGUCGCCGCGCUGAUCAACUACCCCGUGUACAGAACCCUAGCCGUGAUCCGGCCCGGCCGGGACGACAAGCAGUGGACCCUAUUCUCCACGUGGACGAACUACACCGGCCGCGAGGAGCUCUCCACCGACCUGAUAUUCCACCAGGGCUAGAUCUACGCCACCGCGUACCGCGGUAUGCUCGCACGUGCCAACGUCGAGGGCGUCGGCACGCGCGGCUAUGUCCCCGUGCUGGAGAUGGUGGUCCCGCAGUGGUCCGAGAUAUACGAGAUCUCGAAGCCGAGCUACCUGGUGGUGUCGUCGAGCGGGGACGAGCUGCUGAUGGUGGUGCGGUGCUUGGAGGAGAGGGACCACGAGUUUUCUUUCGUGACCGCGGACGUCAAGGUAUUCAAGCUGGUCCGAGCCGGCGGCGCGAGUUGUUAUUAUUAUGUGGAGGUGGAGGAUCUGAAUGGGGAUGCAGUGUUCAUCGGGGACAGCUAUUCGGUUGCGGUUCCGGCGGCGGAGUUUGAAGGCUGUGAAGCUGAUACGGUCUACUUUAGCGACGAUUACGUGGAGGUCAAGCCUCACUACUUUCAUUUGGGUCCGCACGAUAUCGGCAAAUUUAACGUCAAGGAGAGGAAAUUUGCUAGUCAUUAUGUUGCUGAUCCAGCUCAGAAUCGAGGGAUGCCGCCACCGAUUUGGGUUUUCCCUACAUUGAUGAAACAAUGACAAUGAUGUGUGCCAGUUAUUGGAAGGAAAUUAGGAGCUAUUUCACUUAUUAUUCAAUGAUUUAAGAUUUUUUUUCAUCUUGUACAAUUUUUUUUCGAAACUUGAAAGUAUUGAGGUUUGUAAAUCAAAAGGGUAAGAAAAAAAAAUGAAAUUUUGUACUUACGUUUUAUCUAGUCUGAGACCAUUAAUCUAACUAUGCCCCAUCUUUUUGCUUUUGCCUUGCUCAAAAUCUUCAAUGAAGUUCCACUAUUCCCCAUUUUUGAGGUUGAAUAAUAAUCUUACCAAAUUUUA